AUGCCUGACUUUCAAAACGAUCUCAUUCUCAUAACCUGCGCCUCGGGGAAACAGUCCGCAGCGUUGAUCCCCCACAUCCAGAAGACCUAUAGGAAGAUCCGAUUGCAAUGCAACAGCUCCACCUCAGCGCAAUCACUGCAAGAGAAAUAUCCAGACUCUGAGGUCGUGCAAGCAGAUCUCGCGAAUGCUGAAGACUGCCACCGUAUCUUGAAACACGUCACUGCCUGNUUUUUGGUUCUCCCGCCUUUCCACCCUCACGAAACGACCUUGGGCAUCAAUUUCAUCGACGCAUGUAUUGCCCAGAAAGACAAUGGCGGUCCGCUGCAACAUGUAGUGUAUAGCAGUGUCAUCCACCCCAUCCUCACCAAACUGCUCAACCACGAUUGCAAGCGUUACGUCGAGGAAUACCUCAUCGAAUCUGGAGUCUGCUAUACAAUCUUGCAGCCCACACACAUGAUGGAAAUGCUACCCUUGCAAAAACUGAUGAACGAGGAAAAACCAGUGCAUUCUGUGAAUUGGAACCCAGCGACUAAAUUCUCAUUUGUCACUACCAGGGAUAUUGGUGAAGCUGCGGGGAAGGUGUUGAGGGAUAGGGAACGACAUGUUGCCGCGACGUAUCAGUUGGUGUCUACGGCUCAGCCUUUGUCUUAUGUAGAUGCUUGUGCUAUUGUGAGUAAGGUAUUGGGAAAAGAGGUCAUGGCUGAACACAAGAGGUUUGAGGAUGCGGUUGAUACGAGUAUCAAGAUGAUUAAUGGAGGUAAAGAGCCGCCGAAAGCGAUGAAAGAGGUUGGAGCCAGGAUGUUUUUGUACUAUAAUGAGAGAGGGUUGAUUGGGAAUUGUAAUGUGUUGAGGUGGUUGCUAGAGAGGGAGCCUACUGGGUAUGAGGAGUGGGUUAGGAUGAGGGUUGGGGAGAUCCAAGAUGAGAAGUAG
Molecule: messenger RNA, 930 nt
Organism: Aureobasidium uvarum
Lineage: Eukaryota; Fungi; Ascomycota; Dothideomycetes; Dothideales; Saccotheciaceae
Source: the annotation of a GenBank genome assembly